GAGAGAGAGAGAGAGAGAGAUGACGAUGGAUUAGGUGAAGAGUGUCACAUGAUGUGAAUGAGUAAAACUCGCCUUGUCAUGAAACCCGGAUGAGUCGAAGGUCCGACACGUAAGUGGGGGAAAUGCAGAGCAAGAGACGACUACGACGAGGAAGAGUCAAGCUAAAGAGAAGGUGGUUCAACGCAACGUAAAGAGGGAAGGAGUAAAGUAUAUUGCAAAGCACAAUACAGCAUUAGUCAGGAGCAGAGGUAGAAUUGCAAUCAGUCUGAAUCAGUCCAACCGGGCCAGUCUUAACAGCUACUACCAAUAUCUGCGUGCCGGUAGUGUUCCAGUAGUAGUGCUUCAGUGAUCACACCUCCAUUCUUUGACAUUCGACAUUCUUCUUUUAUCAUGAAUUCCUUUUAUUUUUAGGAAUAUUCAGUAAUUCUGUUUUUUUUGUUUUUUUUUUUUCAUUUAUGACAGAUCGUAAAAAUUUUGAAUUAUGUUUGGUAUAGCCGAACAAAUUUUCAAACCUUGACAAAUCAAAAUUGUUAUAAAUUUAAAGUAUACUCUAUAUCUGAUACUAAAAUCUCAUCAUUUUCGGUGAUAUUUCGAUUCAUUAAAUUUUUUUUCUACCCUUGAUGAAUUGGCAAAAGUGAGAGUGCGUCAAAGGUCAAAAUCACCAGAAUGAGCAAUGCACCUACAACCGGGGCACGUACCCUUCCUGCUAAUGACAAUGCAAAUGAAAAGGAAGUAAUCUCCUGGAAGUCUAUGACAAUUAGACAAAAAUGGAAUUUCUUCACCAGCAGUAUUACCGUGGAACCAAUGGUGGCAUGUUAUGUAAUGCCAAGUGUUUUAGCAUCUUUAGCAACACAAAAUUUAAAUCUAGAAAAAGCAUGUAGAGUAAAUUUAGCGUAUUCAAGUGAAGUUUGCGAUGCGCUUGCAGUGAGAAAUACAUCAGGCUAUGCCGAAGAAGAAAAAGCUGUACAACAAUUAGUUGCCGGGAUGCAAACAUGGAAGACUGCAUUACAAAGUGGAUUACCAACAAUUUUAAUUCUUUUCUUGGGUGCCUGGAGCGAUAGAACUGGAUUAAGAAAGCCAUGUAUGCUAUUACCAAUUGUCGGUGAAUUUUUAACAAGCAUAAGCUUGAUAGCGUGUACAUAUUGGUUUUAUGAAUUGCCAAUGGAGUUUGCGGGUUUAUCUGAAGCUUUAUGGCCAGCCGUUACUGGAGGAUGGUUCACAAUGUUCAUGGCUGUAUUUAGUUAUAUCGCCGAUAUUACAAGCCUUGAAUCAAGAACAUUGAGAAUUGGUUUCGUUAAUGUUUUUCUUUCAUUGGGAGUGCCUGUGGGGAUGGCACUCUCAGGAAUUCUCUACAUGCAGAUUGGUUUCUAUGGUGUAUUUGCAAUUUCCACCGUGUGCUAUGUACUUAGCUUCAUUUAUGGACUGGUUGUUAUCAAAGAGGCACCAAGACCGGCCUUGGUACAGGACAAAAAGGAUCAUGAGAAGAAAUCCGUUUGUGCCUCAGCGCUUCAUUUCUUUUCACUCAAGCACAUUUCAGAGACUUUCAAAGUGGCCUUCAAGAAGGGAGAAAAUAACAGACAAAAAAGAGUAGCCGUUCUUAUGAUUGUUGUUAUGGUCAUUGUAGGACCCAUGUAUGGUGAAAUGGCAGUUGUGUAUCUUUUUAUGAGAUACCGAUUCAAUUGGGACGAAGUGAAGUUCAGUAUGUUUUCAACUUACAGCAUGGUGACUAAUCUCAUUGGUACUGCAAUAUCAGUAGGUCUCUUUAGUCACGUUUUAAAAAUGGAUGACGCUAUUGUGGGAAUUCUUAGCUGCAUGAGUAAAAUUUUGUCAAGCUUUGUAUACGCCUUUGCAACAACAAAUACGAUGAUUUAUCUUGGACCUCUUGUCGAAAUUGUCAAUGGAACUUCGUUUAUAGCAAUGCGAUCAAUUAUGUCGAAAUUAGUGCCAAAUGAUGAAUUAGGUAAAGUGAAUUCUUUGUUUGGCGUUUGUGAAUGUUUAAUGCCACUUGUUUAUGGACCAAUGUACAGUUUUAUUUAUCGAUCAACAAUGGAAACAUUUCCGGGAGCAUUUUUCAUACUCGGUGGAAUUCUCACUACACCUGCCGUUUUUGCCUUUUUAUGGCUUUAUAGAGAACACAGAAGGGAUAAAAUUAAUUUGGAAAAAAAGGAAGCAGCUGAGAAAAAAGAUAAGGGCGACAAUAAUUUGGAAAAUAAUUUAUCAUUGACGAAAAUUUUAACUGAAAGUGAAAAAUCAGGAAUUGAAAAUGCAGCAUUUGAAUCAGAAAAGCUGUGAUUUUAUUUUAAAUUCAACUCUUUAUGUAACGAUGACUAAAUGAACGAUAUACAUAAACACGGAAAGAACUGUUUUCCGUAAUAAAAUAAUCUGUUUGCUGUAGUGAACUGCGAAGGUCAUCAUCAAAUCCAAAUUUCAUUCCUAAGAAAUUUCGGAAAUUACACGAAUUCAAAUUAUUAUCAUCAUCAUCAUCAUUAUUAUCAUAUUUCUUCAUUUCUCGAAAUAAAAGAUAUAUAUAUAUAUAUAUAUAUAUAUAUAUAUAUAUAUAAUUGCUAAAAUUAUAAGAGGGAAAUUUAAAAACUACAAAAAAUAUACAAUGCAGUUUUAUUAAAAAAUAAGUUAAAAUUAUUGACUUGAAUUUAAAAAAUAAAUAAAUUCAAUUUGAAAAAUCAGAAAAUAAAAUUAAAUUUUGAUAUAUAAUUUAUAUAAUAUAAUGUUUAAAUCAAUUCAAAUCUAAGUUAAUGAAAACGCAUAUGGCUCAUUUCAUUUAAAUUAUAUCAUAUUCGUGUCCCUUGCCAAAAAAAAUUAUUUGAUAUAAUCUUAGUUGAAAUUAAUUUGUUUAUAUAGUAAAAAGCAAUAAUUUUUCUACUUACAAGGACAUAAAAGUGAUUUUCAUAAUAUUGGCUGAACAAAAAGCAGGCAAAAUGUCAUAAGUGUAAUGCGUCCCCCAGAGACAUUUUCAAUGUUCAAAUGAAUGAAAUGUCGAAAAUAUAGUGUUUAAACCAGAUUAAAAAAAAGGUUUCGUGAAGUAUUAGUUCUAUAUUUAAGGAAAAUCGCAAGUGUUGGUAAUUAAACUUUAUUUUAUACAAUUUACAGAAAAUGAAAAUGACGUGUCCCUCACUUUUGUAUUUUUACAUUUUGCCGGCAGAAUUUCCUACUUUUACCUGCUAUUUAAAUUAUGUACCUUAUGAGCAAAAAAAUUUCUUUACCAUCGCAUAAGCAGCAAAACACAACGAAGUGUGUGAAAAAAACGAAUACUAAAAUUUUGGAAAAUUUUCAACAGCCUUUUCUUGAAAACAAGAUGGUAAAAUGCUUUUUCCUUAAUGGAUAAUUGAUUAUUAGCAAGAUAUACACCAGCUAAAACUUUUUUUGAGUUAAAAUAAUAAAAAAAAUUUCAUGUCAAUAAAUUAAAUAUGAGCACUUUUUUCACAAAAACUGUAACAGUACUUUCUCAGAAAUUACAAUCAAAAAUGCAAUUUCCAUUUGGAAAAUUAAUAAAUGCUAAAAAAUACACGACCUAAGAUUUACCAAUCACGAAAAUAACAAAAAAAAUUUUAUUAAAUAUUUAACAUAUUGAUACUGCUUUACUGAUUGUGACAGCCCUUUGGUAGAUUAUGUAUUUCAGGUGGUUAGCAACAGCGCCAAUCUCCUCCUUUCGGCAAAACUGCGAAACGUCUGGUGCCAUAUAUAACCUGCCAAACGGCUGUCAUAAUGAGUAAAAUAUGUUAUGUUAAAAUA
Leptopilina boulardi is the source of this 3750-nucleotide messenger RNA. RefSeq lists its product as uncharacterized. Gene Ontology annotation, cellular component: membrane. The coding region runs from base 667 to 2292 and encodes 541 amino acids. NCBI's taxonomy places the organism in Eukaryota, Metazoa, Arthropoda, Insecta, Hymenoptera, Figitidae. Gene Ontology annotation, biological process: transmembrane transport. The transcript is spliced from 7 exons. Gene Ontology annotation, molecular function: transmembrane transporter activity. The record is from RefSeq and is a predicted model, not a curated record.